AUGAUUGAACCGCUCAGCGAUGACAACGGUUCCAGCCCUCUUAGCGAAGUCGAGGAUGCCGAUGGGGAGGAGCUUGACCAGCUCGACCUUGGCGAUCGCGACGAGGCAGAUCAAGAUAAUGACACAGAAGCAGAGACGGAGCGAUUGCACGACACUCCACACAACCCCCGACGAGUUGUAAUGAACCAAUUUAACGAACAAGUCUUCGAGCGAACUCCCACCAAGCUUCGUCAAGAAAAGACUACACACAGUGGGGAUGAUGAUGAAGAUGACGACGAACCACUUUCAGAAGAAGAAUCAAUCGCUUCGAGCCCUCCAAUACGAGCGCAAGAUUCGACAGUUGUUACAGAUGCCGAAAAGCUACAGAGUCCCACUCUAGAUAUGCUCGCUGAGGCGGUGGCUCAAGAAGCUGAAAAUAGGAAGCGCAAGCGCUCAUCACAUCCCGCAGAACAACCUGAUAUCGAACUAUCACCACGCAAGCGCCCAUCCCCGGAAAUUCCCGUCGUUCAAGGAGAUGGAGACGGCGACGUCGCAAUGGCCGACGAAGAAGAGGAAGCUUCAACAAAUACAAAUAGCGGUGAACACUCGGCGGACGAGGGUGUCGAUGCGACUAUUCCUCCAGAAACGCGGGGUCAAGCCGAACAGCCCGAUGACCAAGAAGCCGAGGUUGAAAUACGGAAACAAACCCGUAGCGGUUCUAGAAAACAAAGGGGACCGGUGGACGAAAAAACGGUUGACGGAAACGAGCAUGGGGCCGCCCCAAACCACGCUGCAAUAGAAGAAGAUAGUGCACCUACUGGAGAUGAGCACAUGGUGGAUGUGGACGAAGAAGCCGAGGCAGCGCACAGGAAUGAAGAAGAGCUUGAGCGCAAACGAACAGCUUUUGAGCAAUUGACGAGCAUCGAAGAACGUUUCGCUGCAUUUCGAACGAAGUUCUACGACGAAAAACUCGAGCAAUUGAAUCAAGAAGAAGCCGCGCUAAGAUCUGACAAUCCUACUCACCCCGAAUACCUUGCCAUGAUGCAAUGUAUAGAUGCGCGCAGAGACGAGAAGCUCCGGAUAGCCGAAAAGGAGCUGGAAUUGAAUAUGGAGGCAUUGGAGAGGUGGGCAGUCGCGAGGCGUUCACAAGUACACUCCCAAUUCUACCAAUCCGUUCGAGAGUCCAGGGAGAGGACCUUGGCCGAGCUCGGCCAGCAUUGGUACGACAUUCAGCAUGAGCGCCGGAAACAUGCCAAUAACGUUCCCGACUUUGGUAUUCGUUACCCGCAGAGCCACAACCAAAGGAUUCGCAAUGCGUUGGCCUACAAUAAAGAGGUGUCGAUUUUGUCUGGCAUUGCUAAAUAUGAGGGCAUGCCUGCCGCGCCUAACAUGUGUGGCGCUUCGCUACAAGAGCUGGAUGACGACUUCGAAGCCAUGACCGUACGCCGUCUAAUGAAACACUCUUGUCGUUUCGAGCAUGGCUGA
Molecule: messenger RNA, 1464 nt
Organism: Pseudomassariella vexata
Lineage: Eukaryota; Fungi; Ascomycota; Sordariomycetes; Amphisphaeriales; Pseudomassariaceae
Product: Sds3-like-domain-containing protein
Exons: 2
Coding region: 1-1464 (487 amino acids)
Biological process (GO): negative regulation of transcription by RNA polymerase II
Cellular component (GO): Sin3-type complex
Molecular function (GO): histone deacetylase binding
Source: RefSeq, a predicted model, not a curated record